Molecule: messenger RNA, 6426 nt
Organism: Triplophysa rosa
Lineage: Eukaryota; Metazoa; Chordata; Actinopteri; Cypriniformes; Nemacheilidae
Product: zinc finger protein 271-like
Exons: 3
Coding region: 168-2651 (827 amino acids)
Biological process (GO): regulation of transcription by RNA polymerase II
Cellular component (GO): nucleus
Molecular function (GO): DNA-binding transcription activator activity, RNA polymerase II-specific; RNA polymerase II cis-regulatory region sequence-specific DNA binding
Source: RefSeq, a predicted model, not a curated record
GUUGUGUCUCCAGUCCAGCAGGAGUCGCUCUGCAGCUCUUCAGUCCGCCGAUAAACCCACUAAAGAAAGAAAGAAAGUCAAACAUCAAGCGCUGCGUGUUCACAUCACUCUGAUUUUCUCUCUUGAGUGUUUUAAACAGAGUGUUGUGUGUGUGUGUUUGUGUUGAGAUGUUGAGGAUGACGUCACAGAUGUGCUGUAAAUCAGUGGGAACUGAUCUGUCCAUGCUGGAUAUUGAUGAUUUCAUCACAGAAAUCUGUCAGCUGAAGAAAGAGGUGGCGUUACUGGAGGAAAAGCUGAGGACAAGAGGAGAUGAACUCAACACUGAGAUUGUGGUAAAGGUCGAGUCAAACCCCACAGACGCUCAGGACACUGUGUGUGACAGUAAUCACACCUUGAAUCAGGAUGAAUCUACUGAUCAAACCUCCACAGAGUCUCUGGAUUCUGUCUGUAACGCUGGAGAACAGCAGAUCCUGAACACCAGACCACUCAACAUGUGUUCUGUCACACUGGUGGACUGCAGGAAACUGAUGGAGAUGGAAACACAAACACCAGUGAAGGAAGAACACACUGAUGAAGAUGAUGUUCUUUCUUCAGUGAAACUGAUAAAUAGCAGAAAAAUGAUGGAGAUAAAAACAGAAGAAACAUCAGACGAACAUCAGACUGGUGAAGAUAAGAAUGAUGGUGGUGAUGGUUUUAUUCCUUCAGAUGAGAGCGGUGAUUCAUGUUGUGAUGGAGAAACGGCCUCUACAUCAAAACAGCGACUGACAGCACAAACUCUUUCCUGCAUCACCUGUGGAAAGACAUUCAGUUCACAGAGACGUUUAGAGACACAUGAGAGAAAACACACAGAACAGAAACUCUUCACCUGCACCAGAUGUGACAUCAGCUUUCCUACCUUACAAGAGAAGAAACUUCAUUCACAAGAGCACAGAGACCAGAAACACUUUCACUGUCAGCAGUGUGGGAAGAAUUGUGUCUCGUCUUCUAGUCUGAACGCUCACAUGAGGACACACACUGGAGAAAAACCUUUCCACUGCAGUGAAUGUGACAAAUAUUUCAGCAGCAAACAAUAUCUUGUUGCUCAUCAGAUAAUUCACACGGGAGAAAAACCGUACAAGAAGAAACACUUUAACUGUGAGAAGUGUGGGAAGAGUUUUUUUACAACUUCUUCUAAUAUGGGAGCUCACAUGAGGACACACACUGGAGAAAAACUUUUCCACUGCAGUCAAUGUGACAAAUAUUUCAGAACCAAAGGAAAUCUUGUUACUCAUAACAGAAUUCACACGGGAGAAAAACCGUACGAGUGUCCUCACUGUGAGAAGAGAUUUAGCGAUGCAUCUAGUUUAAACAUGCAUGUGCGUCUGCUGCACACUAAUGAGAGACGGUACCACUGCAGUGAAUGUGGAAAAUAUUUCAGCACUAAAGGAGAUCUUGUUGCUCAUCAGAGAAUUCACACGGGAGAAAAACCUUAUCACUGCUCUCACUGUGGAAAGAGCUUUUCUCGACUAACUUCUUUACAAAAUCAUGAGAGAAUUCACACGGGAGAGAAACCUUAUCACUGCAGUGUUUGUGGGAAGAGUUUUAAUCGUCAGGGUAAUUUUGACAGGCAUCAGAGGAUUCAUUCAGGUGAAAGACCCUUUAAGUGUUCACGCUGUGAUAAAUGUUUCCUUCUGAAAUCUACUCUGAUAACUCAUGAGAGAGUUCACACGGGAGAGAAACCUUACCACUGCUUUCACUGUGGAAAGAGCUUUUAUGUUUCAUCUCAUUUAACAGUUCAUCAGAGAAUUCACACGGGAGAGAAACCUUACGUCUGUUCUCACUGUGGAAAGAGCUUUUCUGAUCCAAGUACUUUUAAACGUCAUCAGAGAUCUCAUACAAAACAGAAACUCUUCACCUGCACCAGAUGUGACAUCAGCUUUCCUACCUUACAAGAGAAGAAACUUCAUUCACAAGAGCACAGAGACCAGAAACACUUUCACUGUCAGCAGUGUGGGAAGAACUUUCUCCGCUCUUCUCGUCUGAACAUUCACAUGAGGACACACACUGGAGAAAAACCUUUCCACUGCAGUCAAUGUGGCAAAUAUUUCAGAACCAAAGGAAAUCUUGUUGCUCAUCAGAGAAUUCACACGGGAGAGAAACCUUACGUCUGUUCUCACUGUGGAAAGAGCUUUCCUCGACUAACUUCUUUACAAAAUCAUCAGAGAGUUCACACUGAAGAAAAACCUUUCCACUGCAGUGUUUGUGGGAAGAGUUUUAAUCGUCAGGGUAAUUUUGACAGGCAUCAGAGAAUUCAUUCAGGUGAAAGACCCUUUAAGUGUUCACGCUGUGAUAAAUGUUUCCUUCUGAAAUCUACUCUGAUAACUCAUGAGAGAGUUCACACGGGAGAGAAACCUUACCACUGCUUUCACUGUUGGAAGAGCUUUUAUGUUUCAUCUCAUUUAACAGUUCAUCAGAGAAUUCACACGGGAGAGAAACCUUACGUCUGUUCUCACUGUGGAAAGAGCUUUUCUGAUCCAAGUACUUUUAAACGUCAUGAGAGAUCUCACACUGGAGAGAAACCUUAUCAGUGCAGUGUUUGUGGGAAGAGUUUUAAUGGUCAGGGUAAUUUUGACAGGCAUCAGAGAAUUCAUGCAGCUGAAAGAUCCUUAUAAGGUAAAUAAAGUGAUCUGAUUGGUGUUCGUGUUUAUAUGACAAGCCCAAAUAUGACAUGGGCACAUUGCACAAGUGUUCACCUACAGUGCAUCCGGAAAGUAUUCACAGCGCUUCACUUUUUCCACAUUUUGUUAUGUUGCAGCCUUAUUGCGAAAUGGAUUAAAUUCAUUAUUUUCCUCAAAAUUCUACAAACAAUACCCCAUAAUGACAAUGUGAAAGAAGUUUGUUUGAAAUCUUUGCAAUUUAUUAAAAAUAAAAAACAAAAAAGCACAUGUACAUCAGUAUUCACAGCCUUUGCUCAAUACUUUGUUGAAGCACCUUUGGCACCAAUUACAGCCUCUUGUCUGUAAAUAAAGUCUUUUGGAGUAUGAUGCUACAAGCUUGUCACACCUAUUUUUGGGCAGUUUCUCCCAUUCUUCUUUGCAGGACCUCUCAAGCUCCAUCAGGUUGGAUGGGGAGCGUCGGUGCACAGCCAUUUUCAGAUCUCUCCAGAGAUGUUCAAGUCUGGGCUCUGUCUGGGUCACUCAAGGACAUUCACGGAGUUGUCCUGUAGCCACUCCUUUGUUAUCUUGGCUGAGUGCUUAGGGUCAUUUUCCUGUUGGAAGAUGAACCUUCGCCCCAGUCUGAGGUCCAGAGCGCUCUGUAGCAGGUUUUCAUCGAGGAUGUCUCUGUACAUUGCUGCAUUCAUCUUUCCCUCGAUCCUGACUAGUCUCCCAGUUCCUGCCGCUGAAAAACAUCCCCACAGCAUGAGGCUGCCACCACCACGCUUCACUGUAGGGAUGGUAUUGGCCAGGUGAUGAGCGGUGCCUGGUUUCCUCCGGACAUGAGUUCAAUCUUUGUUUCAUCAGACCAGAGAAUUUUGUUUCUCAUGGUCUGAGAGUCCUUCAGGUGCCUUUUGGCAAACUCCAGGCGGGCUGUCAUGUGCCUUUUACUGAGGAGUGGCUUCCGUCCGGCCACUCUGCCAUACAGGCCUGAUUGGUGGAGUGCUGCAGAGAUGGUUGUUCUUCUGCAAGGUUCUCCUCCCUCCACAGAGACAUGCUGGAGCUCUGUCAGAGUGACCAUCGGGUUCUUGGUCACCUCCCUGAGUAAGGCCCUUCUCCCUUGAUCGCUCAGUUUGGCCAGCUCUAGGAAGAGUUCUGGUGGUUCCAAACUUCUUUCAUUUACGGAUGAUGGAGGCCACUGUGCUCAUUGGGACCUUCAAUGCUGCAGACUUUGUAGUAAUGCUGUACCCUUCCCCAGAUCUGUGCCUCGAUUACAAUCCUGCCUCAGAGGUCUACAGACAAUUCCUUGGACUUCAUGGCUUGGUUUGUGCUCUGACAUGCACUGUUAACUGUGGGACCUUAUAUAGACAGGUGUGUGCCUUUCCAAAUCAUGUAAAUGCGCUGGUGUCACAUCCGUAUAUAAUCUCAAUAAAUGUCAUUGUUACUUUUCUUAAUAAACUUUUUGUCUAAUGCACUGCAGUAGCCAAGUGACUUGUGUCAUGACUUGAGAAGCCUACAAACAGCAUUAUUUUAUAUAACUCAUUACUCCAUGACUUAUUUUGAAAACCAAAGCACACCCACACAUCCGCUCUGAGAGCUCGCAGCGUUCUUACAGUUUUCGCCAUGCUCGCUCGCUUCCACUUACUUUUGGCCGUAUGUAAAUGACAUGAUUUAAAAAAAAUAUAGAUAGUAGAGGUAUCACUAUCGAUACACUAUUGAAAAAAAAAGUAUUGCGAUAGUUAAGUGUAGCGAUAUUUUUGCACAACCCUAAACAAAAUGUGGAAAAAGUGAAGCGCUGUGAAUACGUUCCGGAUGCACUGUAAAUACCCACUAAAACAGUGUUUUAAAACACAUGUUGUGUAUAUUUUAUUAAGAAAACGGCACGAAAAAAAACAAAAUUUACAGUUCAAAUAGGCAGAGUAAUGUCUCGUGCCAAUAAGCAUAAGCACAUCUGAUGCGGUUUACCAUGGUAAACCAUGACAAAACUACUAAGACCCACCAGAGCGUCUGCAGGCAAACAAUAAUUUGAAUAAAUGAUUAAUAACAGCUAGGUCUUUUACACAGAUUUACCAUGGUAAAACCAGCAAAUCCUUCAAAAGCACAUCUAAGUAAACUAAAUAUAAGAAAUGUUCGGUACUACGAGUACAAAUGAAAUUUUAUGCUUAGAUAUUUUAGUAGCCUAUGUUUGUACAUUUGCAAAUGUAUCGGGUUCUAAAGAAACUGAGAAAUUGUGUUUAAAAACUCACUACAGGAAAACAGUAAAGACAUUAAUAUGUUCAUUUAGAGAUGACAAGCAUAUGAAAAUUUGUACCGCUUUGACAGAUUUAUGACUUUUGGUUUCUUCAGCAACAGCUGCUCCUUCCGUGUGUCAUACGCCCUUACGUCUGUACGACCCAGUGACGUCUGCACAUGCGCACAAUUUCCUACUUCGGUUUUCAAUCUGAUCAAGUGUAUACAUGUCCUAUUAAACGGAUUACAAACGGUAUAAACCACCCCUUACAAUCCGACUGAAAUUUCAAUCGGUUUGGCCAUUUUUAAUCUGAUUGACAUGUGGAACAUUUUCAUUCGGAUUGGACGUUUAAUCAGAUUACAAUGGUCCAUGUAAACGCAGCUACUGUGAUAAAUGUUUCUGUCAUAAAUCUACUCUAAUAAAUCAUGAGAGAGUUCACACUGGAGAGAAACCUUAUCACUGCUCCAUCUGUGGAGAGAGAUUCACUUAUUUAGGAAGUUUUAAUUCUCAUCAGAAGAAACAUGCUGAAGAACAAACGGCACUGGAAUCAUCAUCAUAGCGUCUCAAACUGUUAAACAGUCGAACUCUGAGCUCUUACUGCUGGUAGGGGUCAAAUCACAUUGAGUUUUCAGAAUCAGGAGCUUUAUGACCACAUAUGUUUACACAGACAAGAAGUUUGACUUGGCGACAGGAGCUUAGUGCAGAAGAAAGUGUUCACAUGGUGAACGCCUAGUGCAAAUAUACAUUAAGACAGAAAAAUGAGAAUUAAAUCAAAACAAUAAUGCACUAUAUACAAGAAGUGAAAAAUAUAGACAAAAACAACAUAUCAUUUUUAAAUGAGUGUGCAGAUGUGUUAUUUACAGAUUUAACGUAUUGUUUCUUACAAUGUACAGUUUCCAGAUGCUAUGUUUCAUGUGGUUUGUUGCUGGAGGUGAUAUUGAAGUACAACAACUGAUGUUUCAGUGUCAUCAUUAAUUAUAUAUUUUCUUUAAUUGGGUGAAUGAUUGUAAAUAAUGUGUAUAAUUGGUGUGUUCUAAAAAAGGAUUUCCAUGACUUCAAUAAUUUUCCAUUAAAAAAUAAGAAAGUUCUGUGAUUGUCAUCAUUUACUUCCCUCAAAUUGCUCCAAGCAUAAAAAAAUGCUGUUCUGCUGAACACACAAAAAACGAUAUUUGGAAAAAAUGUUUGUUAACCGAACAGUUUCAGGGCAUAAUUGACUACUAUAAUAUUUGCCUGUUUGAAAGUUUGUAUGUACGCGCUUCCUGUUGUGUUGUAAUAGAAAAGCACGCGCCUCCACCUCAGAACAGAGCGCGCGCACAACAACUGCGCCUGACAAGACUUCACUGAAGUGAGACGUUUUAAUUUCACAAUAUUUCUCAGUGGCUUAAGAGGAAAAAUACCAUUUUCGUUAUUACUUACAAUCUGACCGCAAUAUAACACGUGAUUUGAGAUCUUUACUGACAGAACAUUGAGAGCAGAGCUUCAGCGUAAAGUGAUACAAUAACUAUUUUAACUAAUUAUCUACAUCCAUUGCAUUAUUGAUCAAGUGUUUGUAUUAAUAAAAGU